Messenger RNA from Alligator sinensis (Chinese alligator), 1618 nucleotides. RefSeq names its product heterogeneous nuclear ribonucleoprotein L like (gene HNRNPLL). NCBI's taxonomy places the organism in Eukaryota, Metazoa, Chordata, Crocodylia, Alligatoridae. The coding region runs from base 148 to 1461 and encodes 437 amino acids. Gene Ontology annotation, molecular function: mRNA binding. The record is from RefSeq and is a predicted model, not a curated record. Gene Ontology annotation, biological process: regulation of RNA splicing; mRNA processing. Gene Ontology annotation, cellular component: nucleus. The transcript is spliced from 12 exons.
AUGUCUUCUUACUUUUGGUAGGAUGCAGGCGGAAGUCAUCACAAAGUUUCUGUUUCUCCUGUUGUCCAUGUCCGAGGACUCUGUGAAUCAGUUGUGGAAGCAGAUCUUGUGGAGGCUCUUGAAAAAUUUGGAACCAUAUGCUAUGUCAUGAUGAUGCCAUUUAAACGCCAGGCUCUGGUGGAGUUUGAAAAUGUAGAAAGUGCCAAAAAGUGCGUCACUUUUGCAGCAGAUGAACCUGUGUAUAUAGCUGGGCAGCAAGCUUUUUUCAACUAUUCUACAAGCAAAAGGAUUACUCGGCCAGGAAAUACUGAUGAUCCAUCAGGUGGAAACAAAGUUCUCCUGUUAUCAAUUCAAAAUCCUCUCUACCCAAUUACAGUGGAUGUCUUGUAUACAGUGUGCAACCCUGUUGGAAAAGUACAACGUAUUGUUAUAUUCAAGAGAAAUGGAAUACAAGCAAUGGUUGAAUUUGAAUCUGUUCUCUGUGCCCAGAAGGCUAAGGCAGCACUCAAUGGAGCAGACAUAUAUGCAGGAUGCUGUACUUUAAAAAUCGAAUAUGCAAGGCCAACUCGACUUAAUGUCAUUAGAAACGACAAUGAUAGUUGGGACUACACUAAACCGUAUCUUGGCAGAAGAGACAGAGGGAAGGGCCGCCAGAGGCAAGCUAUUUUGGGAGAACACCCUUCAUCGUUUAGACAUGAUGGCUAUGGAUCACAUGGUCCAUUGUUACCUUUACCCAGCCGGUACAGAAUGGGAUCUCGAGAUACACCAGAGCUUGUUGCUUACCCACUGCCUCAGGCUUCUUCCUCUUAUAUGCAUGGUGGCAAUCCUUCUGGCUCUGUUGUCAUGGUCAGUGGGCUGCAUCAGUUAAAGAUGAACUGUUCAAGGGUCUUCAACCUGUUCUGUUUGUAUGGAAAUAUUGAAAAGGUGAAAUUUAUGAAGACUAUUCCUGGUACAGCAUUGGUAGAAAUGGGUGAUGAAUAUGCUGUAGAAAGAGCUGUCACACAUCUUAAUAACGUCAAGUUAUUUGGCAAGAGGCUUAAUGUCUGUGUGUCCAAGCAGCACUCGGUAGUUCCCAGUCAAAUAUUUGAGUUGGAGGAUGGUACAAGUAGUUACAAGGAUUUUGCCAUGAGUAAGAAUAAUCGCUUCACCAGUGCGGGCCAAGCAUCCAAGAACAUAAUUCAGCCCCCGUCUUGUGUGCUGCAUUACUAUAAUGUCCCACUGUGUGUGACUGAAGAAACCUUCGUCAAGCUAUGUGAGGAUCAUGAAGUUCUCAGUUUUAUCAAAUACAAAGUAUUUGAUCCAAAACCUUCUGCCAAGACACUCUCUGGUCUGUUGGAAUGGGAAUGCAAGACAGAUGCAGUGGAAGCCCUUACUGUACUUAAUCACUACCAGAUAAGAGUCCCAAAUGGCUCUAAUCCUUAUACCUUGAAGCUUUGCUUCUCAACUUCAUCCCAUUUAUAGACAGAAGACAGCUUGCUAGGAGCUACAUUCAUCUUGAUUUGCAAGCUUGAAACUACAUGUCAUUCACAAGCUCUAAAGUGGUUGCUCUAAUGUUGCCUUGUCUCAACUUAAUUCUAAAAUCUUCUAUCUUGUUUUAUAAUAAAUGGAUGUUCCUUCA